Phoenix dactylifera (date palm) is the source of this 3215-nucleotide messenger RNA. RefSeq names its product putative LRR receptor-like serine/threonine-protein kinase At2g16250. Gene Ontology annotation, molecular function: protein kinase activity; ATP binding; protein binding. Gene Ontology annotation, biological process: protein phosphorylation. NCBI's taxonomy places the organism in Eukaryota, Viridiplantae, Streptophyta, Magnoliopsida, Arecales, Arecaceae. The record is from RefSeq and is a predicted model, not a curated record.
CUCUCUCUCAUUACCAUCCUCUCCCCCUCCACGAGAAACAUCCAUUAAUGCUCUCAACUUUUCACCCAGAGAAUUGGAUGCAGGGAGAGAGCGCUCCAUAAUAAGUAAAACAGUCACAGCGCGAGUUCCCUCCCUCGAGUCUAGCUGUCCCUCCCGGGUUUUCCGUGGCUCAACCCCCUUCCCUUUCCCUUCCCUCCCCUCCCCUCCCCUCCCCUCAUACAAAGAAAUACGAACCCGGCUGGUCCCCAACUCCCUCCGGCGAGAAAGAAUACGAAGAACUGUUAAAGACGAAGGCAGAGUGGCAGUUGAGCCUUCCCUUUUGCCAUUACUAUCACCUCUUAUAAUUCAGCUCCGACAGAGCACCAGCUCCUCUGCUGUCUACCAAGAAUAGCAUUAAAAUGCCCACCAAGAUCUCCAGCAUCUACGAGACGUAACACCUUCCGGUGCCGGCAGUGGAUUGCCACGACCAGCUGCACCAGAAGUAAAUCAUCAUCCACUCCCAUGAAGUCUCCUCCCGUGAUGGUCAUUCUCAUCUUCUCCCUUCUCUUCUUGUUGCAACUGGCUGGCUUGGCUUCGUGUCAGCCAUUAAGUUCCGCCGUCGAGCUCGCCGCGCUUUAUAGCUUACGCUCCUCGCUCGGCCUCCGCGCCCGGGACUGGCCGCGGCGGGGCGACCCCUGCUCCACGUGGACCGGAGUCCACUGCCGGUCCGGCCGGGUCGUGGUGCUCGACCUCUCCAGCCUCCAACGCACCCGGGUCGCCCGGCGGAACCCCCGGUUCGCUGUCGAUGGCCUCAAGAACCUCACUCACCUCGUCUCUUUUAAUGCCUCCGGCUUCCUACUCCCCGGCCCCAUCCCCGUCUGGUUCGGCGGCCUUCGGCGCCUCACCCACCUCGACCUCUCCUCCAACUCAAUCUCUGGUGAAAUCCCCCCGGCUCUCGGGAAUCUCUCGAAUCUCAAAACCCUGAUCCUCGCCCACAAUAGCCUCACCGGACCGAUUCCUCCGCAGCUCGGGCAUCUCUCUCUCCUCGUCUCUCUCGAUCUCAGCUUCAAUUCCCUCGAAGACUCUUUGCCGACGAGGCUCUUCUCCGGCGCCUCUCGGCUCCGCUCGGUCGCGCUGAGUCACAACAACUUCUCCAGCGAGCUUCCGGCGUCCCUGUGGUCUCUCCUGCCGGAACUGGAGCUUCUCGAUGUCUCCUCCAAUAACCUCACCGGCGAAUUUCCAAGUCGCGUGCCCGGCAAUGCCAAUGCCAAUGCCAGUGCCGGUGCCGGUGGCAGAGUCUUCGACCUCUCGAACAAUCUCUACUAUGGAUCAAUCUCUUCUGGAUUCGGAUAUCUUUUCCGAAGAUUCCAAAUUGUCAACCUCUCGGAUAAUUAUUUCCAAGGAACAGCACCGGUCGGCGGCCGGAGCACGAACGUCUCUUUCAAAUUAAACUGCUUCCAGAACGCCUCGAUCCAGAGGAUCACAGCCGAGUGUGAGAAGUUCUACAUGCACAGAGGUAUAGCUUAUGAUGGCGGCGUGGCCCCGAAUCCGGCCUCAUCUCCAUCCGUCAGGAAAAGCAGGAGGAGGAACUGGAGGUAUAUAUUGGCAGGAGUACUUGGGGGGCUAGCAUUUGUCCUCACUUUGGCUUCAGCACUCGUCCUAUGCUUGGCGAGAAGAGGAUCACGCCGUGCCGAACAGAGGAGGGACGUCCCUGCCGGUGGGGUCGCUUCUGAAGGGGUGUCCGAGGAGCUGCCUUCUCCCGGGGUCUCGGUUAAGCUGUCCGCUGUGGGGGAUGCCUUCACAUACGAGCAGUUGCUCCGGGCGACGUCGGAGUUUAGUCCCCUGAACCUGGUCGACCAUGGGCGCUCCGGGGAUCUGUACUUCGGCGUUUUGGAGGACGGGGCUUCUGUGGUGGUCAAGAGGAUUCAUGCGCAGGCUCUGAUGCGGGAAGCACAUGUUGCGGAGCUGGAUUUGUUUGCGAAGCUUUCGCAUGCGAGAUUGGUCCCAUUCCUUGGGCACUGCUUGGAGAAGGAGGACGAGAAGCUUUUGGUCUACAAGCAUAUGGCGAACGAGGAUCUCUCUGCUGCUUUGUUUAGGAAACCUGGGAAGGAAGAAAAGGGGCUGCAGUCAUUGGAUUGGAUAAAGAGGUUGAAGAUUGCGACAGGGGUGGCCGAGGCCCUGUGCUUUCUUCAUCAUGAGUGCACUCCGGCUCUGGUUCAUAGAGAUAUUCAAGCAAGCAGCAUCCUUCUAGAUGACAAAUAUGAAGUGCAUCUUGGAAGUUUAAGUGACGUAUGCACUCAGCAAGGAGAUGGCCAGCAGAAGGCCUUCACCAGGAUCUGGAGAUCAUCACAGAGGAUAUCUGAACAAGGCGUUUCCGGCUCUCCUUCUGCAACAAGUGCCUAUGAUGUAUACUGUUUCGGAAAGGUGCUUAUGGAGUUGGUUACAGGCAAGCUUGGCAUCAGUGGUUGCGAUAGCGCCGCCAUGAACGAGUGGCUCAAUCACACACUGAGUUACAUCAAAUUUUAUGAGAAGGAGCUGGUGACCAAGAUCAAGGAUCCCACCCUUGUUGUGGAUGAAGACCACCUCGAGGAGGUGUGGGCAAUGGCUAUUUUGGCGAAGUCCUGCCUGAACCCGAAGCCCUCCAAGCGACCAAUUGCGAGGUACAUCCUGAAAGCUCUGGAGAAUCCAGUAAAAGUCGUGAGGGCAGAGAGCCUCUCAAACUCUGCAAGACUUAGAACUACAUCAUCUCGAAGUUCAUGGCACAAUGCCUUGUUCGGAAGCUGGAGGAACAGCUCCUCAGACAUUGCUGCGUCGAUGCCGGGGUCCACAGGAAGGUGUCAAGCGAGCGGAGGAGACCGCUCGUUUUCAAACCAUAGGACGUCGAGGGAGAUCUUCCCCGAACCAUCAGGGUUGGCAGAAGAGUCUGAUGAAGAGAGAGGAAGGUCGUCCGAUCCAUCAAAUAUUGGAUAAUAUUUAAUUGGCUGGCUGUUCGAGUACCAGCCACCAUUGGUGCUUGUUGUAUAGUCCUUGCUCGCCAAGCAUCUCGAAGGAGGCGUGGAGCGAUUCUCGGCAGUGUUAUGUGCAGGCUGGUUUGUUCCAAGGUGAAUAACAAGCUGCAGCAUUUUCUAUUGUAAUUCAUCUUUCAUUUGUUUGAUCCUCGGGUGAUGUAAAAUGGGAUGACGAAGACGUUUCCAUUUUCACAGAAGAAAGAUGAAUGGUGCUUCUUUAUUUCCUAA